AUGGAGAAUGAGAGUUUGCCUCACCAUUGCCAGCCUUGCACCAACCGGGUGAAUUCUGAGCUCUCCCGCAUGACAAGUGUGUUAAGCCGGCAAAAUUCCCAUCCCUCCUCUUCUGGAGCUCCACAACCGCAAACAUACUCAGGCGAGUACUAUCAGGAAGUGCACCCUCUUCCCAAACUCGAAAGCCUCGACGAGUGGUGUGUCCUUCCGAUUGCCCGCCAUGAUUCUCAUCCGCAAACGACAACUCAACUUCAACUUUCCGACAUAGAGUUAGGACCAACGUGGACCACCGAGCAGACUUAUCCAGAAGCCAUGAACGGCCGAGUUGAACCAACUUCUGUGCUGGAAGACUUUGCUCUCUCGCCAUUUGCUGCUUCAAAUCCAGUAUCAGGCAAUUGCUCUACGUACUACUAUUUUGGGGAAGGUGGGACUAGGAGUCCAUGGCCAUUGCCGUCAGAGUUCGCUCACUGCAGACCUUUGAUGUUGGUAGGGGAAGAUGAAGAAGCAUCCAAUGACAAGCCAUACGCAGUAUUGAUCUACGAGGCGUUGAUGCAGGCUCCUGGCCAUAGGAUGCUGCUGAGAGAUAUCUACGAGUGGUUCCGCCUCAACACGUCAAAGCCUCACGAGUCUGGCUCGAAUGGAUGGCAAAAUAGCAUCCGGCACAAUUUAUCCAUGAACAAGGCGUUUGAAAACGACAGAGACCAUUCCCACGGCCAUUCGAGAAAAGCCAACAGUGCCUGGAUAUUGACCAAAGACGCCGUUAAGAACGGAGUUCAGUCCACGACGAGAUACCGCAAAACUGGAGGGGCCAAAAGAUCGUUGGCCAGUCAAGUACCUGCCAUCCAACGUCAAAGAUCUGGUGCCAAAGGUGGUCGAGCAGCACGUCGCGCUGCCCGCCAGAGGCGUCAAGAGCGGUCUUUCGUCUCUGAUCGUCCUCCUUCCGGCAGCCCAGCCACCCCUUCGUAUUCGGACGUUAGCAACUACCACAAAUUUGAAUACCACAACCUUCAACCAGCCAUUCGAAGUUGGCCCAUGACGCCCGUAGAAGGCAAUCACAAUCUGGGAGAUGAUGUGCUCCAGGACGCGUCUCUGUCACCACUAAGCCCACGGGAUUACAAGGUUCAGCAUCGCCGUUUUGGAGAUGAGAGCUUGUAUGUACAAAGUCUUCUAUUGCGAUCAACAGGGAGUUAG
Molecule: messenger RNA, 1191 nt
Organism: Rhinocladiella mackenziei CBS 650.93
Lineage: Eukaryota; Fungi; Ascomycota; Eurotiomycetes; Chaetothyriales; Herpotrichiellaceae
Exons: 2
Coding region: 1-1191 (396 amino acids)
Biological process (GO): regulation of transcription by RNA polymerase II
Cellular component (GO): nucleus
Molecular function (GO): DNA-binding transcription factor activity, RNA polymerase II-specific; RNA polymerase II cis-regulatory region sequence-specific DNA binding
Source: RefSeq, a predicted model, not a curated record